AUGUCUCCUUCCGCUUCCCAGUCCGUGGAAUGCACACCCGUCGUUGAAAAGAAACCUCGCAAUGAUGAUUCCUCCGUCGACAAGACUCCUCAAAAUCUCGUCGUGGCCACGGGUGGCUACCCCUUCCCUGGCAUUCCUAGAAUAGACGACCCCUACAAGAAGCGACAAUGGCAGCUUGAGCACAUGGCUGGUGCUUUCAGAGUCUUUGCGAGAAAAGGAUUCACAGAGGGGACGAGUGGACACAUUAGUGUUCGAGAUACUAUUGACCCAGACACCUUUUGGAUCAACCCUAUGGGCAAGCAUUUUGGCAUGUUAAAGGCCAGCGAUAUGGUUCACAUUAAUGAAGGAGGACAGGUUAUCGGAGGAAACAAAGUCGCCAUCAAUGCUGCUGGAUUUGUUAUUCACAGCGCAAUCCAUCGCGCUCGUCCUGAUAUCAACGCCGCAUGCCACAUGCACUCUCCUGCCGGCAAGGCCUGGGCAACAUUUGGCAAGCCUAUCGAUAUCAUCAAUCAAGACUCCUGCAACUUUUACGAGACACAAGCUGUAUACAAUGACUUUGGCGGUGUGGUCCUUGGUGAUGAAGAGGGACAGAGGAUUGUGGAGGCCUUGGGUGACAAAGGUCGUGUCAUGAUUCUUCAGAAUCAUGGUCUGCUGACUACUGGUGGCACUGUUGAUGAGGCUGCCUACCUAUUCACUUGUCUCGAGAGGACUUGUGAGGUUCAGCUCAUGGUAGAAGCCUCUGGACUUCCGAAGAAAUUUAUCAGCGAGAAGGCAGCUAAGUUCACAGCUGAGGCAAAUGCCGAUCCUGAAACACUCUACACUGAGUUCCAGCCUGAUUUUGAGUAUGAGAUUUGGAAGUCUGAAGGAGAGCUGUGUAAAGGGGAGUAG
Penicillium malachiteum is the source of this 888-nucleotide messenger RNA. RefSeq lists its product as uncharacterized. Gene Ontology annotation, cellular component: cytoskeleton. The transcript is spliced from 3 exons. The coding region runs from base 1 to 888 and encodes 295 amino acids. Gene Ontology annotation, molecular function: actin filament binding. The record is from RefSeq and is a predicted model, not a curated record. NCBI's taxonomy places the organism in Eukaryota, Fungi, Ascomycota, Eurotiomycetes, Eurotiales, Aspergillaceae.